This is a messenger RNA of Coffea eugenioides, 2472 nucleotides long. RefSeq names its product probable methyltransferase PMT13. The record is from RefSeq and is a predicted model, not a curated record. Lineage: Eukaryota; Viridiplantae; Streptophyta; Magnoliopsida; Gentianales; Rubiaceae. Gene Ontology annotation, cellular component: cytoplasm; trans-Golgi network; endosome. The transcript has 7 exons. Bases 382 to 2187 code for a protein of 601 amino acids. Gene Ontology annotation, molecular function: methyltransferase activity.
GACGAGUAGGUUUUGUUGGAGUUGGAGACGGAAGACCCAUCUACUAUAUCCCCGGUUCCCAACUGGACAUUGCUUUUCACUUUUCUUUUCUUCACCACUCCUACCGCAAAUUCCCACGGCGAGGCAACAGCGGAGUGUGGAUGCGUUGUUUGUUUUUGUGUGCGUGUCUUGAGAAUUUUACUGCCACCUUUACUACUCUUACUACUAAUCAUCGAAUCUCCAAAACUCAGAUCCUCACCAUUCACACACACACUCACGCAUUAACACACUCCACUCCCUCGUACUCUUUGACGUUGGGUUGGAGUAGAGGUGUCUAUCCCAUCCGCAUGUAUGCAGAGAUGAUAUGAUGUUUCUUUGAUCGGAUCCUGAGUUAAAUUCCAGAUGGGUCACUUGAAUCUACCCUCAUCUAAGCAGCGGAACAACGCUCGCCAAUGGCGCCUACUCGACCUAGUCACUGCUAUUCUGUUUGGGGCAGUUUUUAUUUUCUUUGUCUUGGUCUUUACCCCACUGGGGGACUCUCUGGCCGCGUCCGGGCGGCAGACUCUGCUCCGCUCCUCUAUGGGUGCAGCCGAUCCGCUGCAACGGGCGAGACUCGUUGCUCUAGUGGAAUCCACUGGCAACCCGGUAAUUGAUUCUUGCCCUGCCGAGAUGGUGGAUCAUAUGCCCUGUGAAGAUCCCAGGAUUAAUAGCCAGCUUAGUAGAGAGAUGAAUUUCUACAGGGAAAGGCAUUGUCCUGCACCUGAGCAGACGCCCCUUUGCUUGAUUCCUCCCCCUCAGGGGUACCGAGUUUCGGUUCAGUGGCCAGAGAGCUUGCGCAAGAUAUGGCACGAUAAUAUGCCGUACAAUAAAAUAGCUGAUAGAAAAGGUCACCAGGGAUGGAUGAAAAAGGAAGGUCCAUACUUCAUCUUUCCUGGUGGUGGCACUAUGUUCCCAGAUGGAGCUGUACAAUAUAUCGAAAAACUUAAACAGUACAUCCCUAUAGCUGGUGGAGUUUUGAGAACAGCUCUUGACAUGGGGUGUGGGGUUGCAAGUUUCGGGGGUUACCUACUAGCAGAAGACAUUUUAACUCUUUCAUUUGCUCCAAGAGAUUCACAUAAAGCACAAAUACAGUUUGCUUUGGAAAGAGGAAUACCAGCAUUUGUUGCCAUGCUUGGCACUCGCAGACUUCCAUUUCCAGCUUUUUCAUUUGAUCUAAUGCACUGUUCUCGAUGCUUGAUUCCUUUCACUGCCUACAAUGCAACAUACUUCCUGGAAGUUGAUCGAUUACUUCGCCCAGGAGGGUACUUGGUCAUCUCUGGCCCCCCUGUACAGUGGCCUAAACAAGAUAAGGAAUGGGCAGACCUCCAGGCAGUGGCCAGAGCACUGUGUUAUGAACUGAUUGUUGUGGAUGGGAACACUGUCAUCUGGAAAAAGCCUAUGGAAUCAUGUCUUCCAAAUCAAAAUGAAUUUGGGCUGGGAUUUUGUGAUGAAUCUGAUGACCCAAAUGUUGCAUGGUACUUCAAAAUGAAGAAAUGCAUUAGCCAGACUUCUGCUGUAAAGGGAGAGUUUGCUAUUGGUAGAAUUCCAAAAUGGCCAGAAAGGUUGACAAAAGCUCCUUCAAGGGCCACGUCACGGAGAAAUGGAAUGGAUGUCUUUGAUGCUGAUACCCGACGAUGGGUGAGGAGAGUUGCUUACUAUAAAAAAUCAUUAAAUGUGAAGCUAGGAACAUCAUCCAUUAGAAAUGUCAUGGACAUGAAUGCAUUAUUUGGGGGCUUUGCUGCUGCAUUAACUUCUGAUCCUGUCUGGGUGAUGAAUGUCGUUCCUGCUCGCCAACACUCGAUGCUUGGUGUCAUUUAUGACAGAGGCCUUAUUGGAAUGUACCAUGAUUGGUGUGAACCUUUCUCCACAUAUCCCCGGACUUAUGAUCUCAUUCAUGCAGUGUCUGUUGAAUCUCUUAUAAAGGAUUCUAGUUCUGGGAAGCUGAGAUGUAACCUUGUGGAUUUAAUGGUUGAGAUCGAUAGGAUGUUGCGCCCAGAAGGUACAGUUGUGGUCAGAGACUCACCGGAAAUGAUCGACAAAGUUGCUCGCAUUGCUCGUGCAGUAAGAUGGAGGGUUGCUAUACAUGAAAAAGAGCCCGAAUCAAAUGGGAGGGAGAAAAUUCUGGUCGGAACAAAAAAUUUGUGGAAGCUGCCUUCAGCAUCCAACUGAUCUGAAGUUCUGUUCCCUGUAAUCUGGGAUUCAUUCAACUUCAUAGCAGCAGUUUUGAUUAUUUAGCAUUAAUUAUCCUUCCAUGCGUCAAUGAUUAGUUCUCCUCAAGGAUUUAUACAGUACUUUUUUUUUUUUUUUCAUUUCUUUGACAUUGCAUAAAGGGUAGCUACUAGAAUCAGAUCAGAAAUAUGUAGAGAUGUGAAAACAUGUAUGUAAAGAAAAUUACACUCAAGUGAUGGUGGUCGUUUUUCUGGGCAAAGAUGCAGUUAGACUCUUCCACUGAAA